AUGCUCGCACACGAUUUCCUGAAAAAGGACGAUCGUUCGUUCAAACCAACUUCAUCGUCGAGAUCGGCUUGGUAUUUUUGUGUUUUGGUUUUGACUAAGAUUCUACGAUGUAUUGGAAUAUUCUUUAUCGAUAUUCUAGCUAAAGGCAUUCAUGUUGUUAGCCUUCUAUGGCUUGUUAAAGUUUUUGCGUCCUUUUUAUUGUUACCCAUUCAAAAACCACUUUCUCAAGGGAAAUCUCUCAAGAAACAGACGCUUAUACGAAUCGGAAAAUUAUCAUUAGUUAAUUCGUUAAUAGAAGUGUUGUGGUUCUAUGGUAUCACAUUUUGCGGACCUUUAAGGUCAGUACUUGUCUUCGAACUGAGUCCUUCUGUGCUAUUGGUUGCUAUUGUUUCUAUGUUCAAGGGUAAUUCGACGACAACAAAAAGUAGAGGUGUAUUUUUCCUAGUCAUAGGUUUUGUGGCGCUUAUGCUUAUGGACCGUGAUCAAACGAUCGAGCACAAACAUGAUAUAACUCAUGCUCAUCACAGUGGUCUGAAUCAUUUAUUUUACCAUCUCAUAAACAUGUUUGGUGUUGCUGAUCAUCAAGGGGGGAUAGUAAUACUGUUUCUUGCUCUGCUUCUUCGCAUUGGUUAUGAUAAUUCAUUCCGUCACCUUGCGGUGGAGAUAGGCGGCCCGAAGCGUCUUUACUCUCUUGUAUGCUCGUGCUCCGCUUUGCUGCUUACUCCUAUAGGCGUGCUUUGCUUAGCAAUGACGAAGUCUCACAUCCCUUCUGUACCCGAAUUUGUGUUACUUCUUAUCAUUGCCACGGUCUUCGUCAUGGUUCUUGACUUCUAUGCGGAAAGCGUUUGCUUUCAGCAUGUUGCUGAUCCUGUAAUGGCCGCUGCCCGAUGGUCGCCAGUGACCAUGUUUAGCUGCGCCCUUGGACUAGCAUGGCUGUGGUACAGUGGACAAGGAAUAGCUGAACAUGCUGUCACAUCUGGUGUAUUGAUCACCGUUGUAGCUUUCGUGUUAGCAUCUGUUUCGCUGACAUCCUCCAGUACUCCAAAACAUCGAGGUGGUGAGCUCAUUGGAAUGUCGGACACUGGUCUUCCACUGUUCACGUAUAAGGAGGCCUUCUUGCAGAAAACGAGUCGAUCGCUAUUAUUAUUUGUGAAGGAAACUCUCCGUGAGAUUCUGUCCAAUUCGGAUUCCCGGCGAAUUUUCUGGUUUCUUUGUGUGAACUUAGCAUUUUGCGGUGUUGAGUUCUUAUAUGGCUUUUGGACCAACAGUCUUGGUCUCAUCUCUGACGGCUUUCACAUGUUGUUUGACUGCUCGGCUUUGGUUAUGGGGUUGGUUGCUUCUGUAAUGUCACGUUGGCCUGCUACCCGCCAUUUCAGCUACGGAUACGGAAGAGUAGAGGUGCUGUCCGGAUUUAUAAACGCUCUCUUCUUAUGCGUAAUUGCUCUUUUCAUCUUAAUUGAAGCCCUGGAAAGACUGUUCGAUCCUCCGCUUAUCAACACAGAUAGACUUCUAUUUGUUGCUGUAUCCGGACUCCUUGUUAACUUAUUUGGAAUGUGGUCUUUCCACGGUGAUGGCGAUCAUGGACAUUCCCAUGGGGGUGGGUCCCAUGGGCAUUCCCACGGCGGUGGCUCUCACGGACAUUCGCAUGGAAAUGCUAACAUGCAAGGAGUGUUUUUACAUGUGCUGGCAGAUACGCUUGGAUCAGUUUUCGUGAUCAUAUCAACAUUGCUUAUCCAGUGGUUUGGGUGGACUUGGGUGGAUCCUCUCUGUUCUCUUAUUCUCUCAAUCUUAAUUCUCAGCUCUGUUUACCCUCUACUAAAGAGUAGCAUGAGUACUCUUUUGCAAGAUAUUCCGGAUGAUGAAGAGUUCGAGCAUCACCUUUGUGAAGCUUUAGAGGUAGAGGGAGUGCGUUCAUACUCCAAAGCUCAUUUCUGGCAGUUGAAGAGUGACUUAAACGUUGCGUCUGUUCAUAUUCAAGCGGCUCCAGAAGCUAACGCACAGCUUAUCAGACAUAAAGUAGCUGCUCAGCUAAGAGCGUGUGGAGCGACACAAUGUUCCGUUCAAGUGGAGAAAGAUAUUUUUGUGCAACGAAUCCAACAACUUUGUCCUUCUUAUCGUUUUGGACACAACGUUGCCCGUGGAACGACUAUUGUACGUGAACGAAAAUCCCAUCACAGCCAUGACCAUGGAAAUCACGGGCAUUCGCACAACGGUCACGGACAUUCACACUGA
Molecule: messenger RNA, 2232 nt
Organism: Necator americanus (New World hookworm)
Lineage: Eukaryota; Metazoa; Nematoda; Chromadorea; Rhabditida; Ancylostomatidae
Exons: 20
Coding region: 1-2232 (743 amino acids)
Biological process (GO): zinc ion import into Golgi lumen; intracellular zinc ion homeostasis
Cellular component (GO): membrane; cytoplasmic vesicle; Golgi apparatus
Molecular function (GO): zinc ion transmembrane transporter activity
Source: RefSeq, a predicted model, not a curated record